ACCAGUGUAAUCUACUUUCCACUGAAUUCGAAGAUCAUAAAAAAUUAUGCAGUGAAUAACAUAAAGUUGUUGUGUCAUAUUGAGCCUAGUAUUGAUUCAUUAAAGAUGACUUCUCGUAAAGUACUGCAAGUUUUCCAAAGCCAAGUAAAUUUUACCAGACGUUUGUCGAAUGCUGCUCAAAGAUGUGUCAGGAACCACCACGAUUUGAAGUUCCUACCAGAGGCCGAAUUGGCACCGCUAAUGGCGUAUUUUCCAAAGUUUAUAGAGGAUGUUACUCAUAAAGACAUGCUUCUCGGUGUUACAAAAGUAAACAAGAGAUUUGAGAGGCUAAUCAAGCACAACCUUCCAACUGGAAAACUACUCAGACUUCAUACAUUCAUAUAUGUUUACAAGGCGAUAGAAAAACACUAUAGUAAUGGGCCACUAGAUGAGGAGAAAUUGAAUAGGUUAUAUCAGUUGAGCUGGUGUCUAGAAGCACACAAUAAUACAUACUGUAUGGUUGACGACAUGAUGGAUAGCAACGAUACAAGACGCGGUAUACCGACGUGGGCUACCUUAAUGGGCGCUGGAACAGCUAACGACGCCCUCCUACUUGAAUACAUCCUCAUGAGACUUCUGAAGAAAUAUUUAAAGGGACAUCCGAACCAAGAAAAAAUCAUCGAUACGUUUCUCGAACCCCACUGUCCCAUCUCGAUGGCUUUGGAGCUGGAAACCACCAACUUGGCAGACUUUACGAUGGAUACCUUGAAAGAGAUAGCCGCCUUGAAGAUGAUGCGUCACAACUUCAACCAUCCCAUAGAAGUAGCGACGUUACUGGCCGAUAAAGCCUACUUUAUGAAUGACAUGAUAAAGAAGGCUCUAGUACACAUGGGCUUUCUGUAUGGUAUUCAAAAUGACAUGGCCGACUGCUACGGUAACAACGUAACUGGAAAGAGGUGUGCAGACAUCCAAGACAAAAGAUGCGGCCUACCCAUAGUUAUAGCAUUGAGCAAAGCCAAUUCGACUCAGAAGAAAAUUUUGGAAGAAAAUUACGGCUUCAAGGACGAAGUGAAGGUAGAGAAAAUCAAGGCAAUUUUCGAUGAAUUGGAUGUACUGGAUGAGUAUUAUAAAAUUGAGGACGAAUAUAAGCAGAAACUAUCAGAUGAGAUCGAGAAAAUACAGGAUGAAUUCUCCAAAGACGUGAUGUGGAAAUUGGCCAAUGUUAACACUUACGGUGAACUUGGAGAUUCACCUUAUUAAAUUGACGUGAUCUGAAAACUUCGAAUCACUCCUUUCUUAUCUUCAUCUUAUGCCGCGAUGAUUCAACAUCGAAUAUUUAUAUCGAAAAUUAUUUCGUUUUUGAUAUAUAAUCUUGAAAAAAACUGUUUUAAUAUAAAUAACAAUAAAAUGAUUGAGCAAGAAA
This is a messenger RNA of Harmonia axyridis, 1402 nucleotides long. RefSeq names its product farnesyl pyrophosphate synthase 1-like. Lineage: Eukaryota; Metazoa; Arthropoda; Insecta; Coleoptera; Coccinellidae. The transcript is spliced from 4 exons. Gene Ontology annotation, molecular function: (2E,6E)-farnesyl diphosphate synthase activity; dimethylallyltranstransferase activity. The coding region runs from base 106 to 1239 and encodes 377 amino acids. The record is from RefSeq and is a predicted model, not a curated record. Gene Ontology annotation, biological process: trans, trans-farnesyl diphosphate biosynthetic process. Gene Ontology annotation, cellular component: cytoplasm.